Drosophila innubila is the source of this 2825-nucleotide messenger RNA. It is a transcript of the gene Tmtc1, whose product is annotated as protein O-mannosyl-transferase TMTC1. Gene Ontology annotation, molecular function: mannosyltransferase activity; protein binding. Gene Ontology annotation, cellular component: endoplasmic reticulum membrane. The record is from RefSeq and is a predicted model, not a curated record. NCBI's taxonomy places the organism in Eukaryota, Metazoa, Arthropoda, Insecta, Diptera, Drosophilidae. Gene Ontology annotation, biological process: protein O-linked glycosylation via mannose.
UUGAAUAUUGCAAUAAAAUAAAAGAAGAGAGAGAGAAGCAAAAGCAACUCAUAUAACUUUCAUAACUUGUUGUAACUGUACGAAAAUGCAUUAAUAAAAUAAUAAUAAAAUCAUGUGUGUAAAUAUGCCAACAAAUUGGAUGAAACUGAAAAGUGAGCAGCUUUCCAGAUUAAAGAACGAAGCCAGGAAAGAGAAAACAAGCAGGAUGACGGAGCUGGAGAGCCAGACGAAGGGCAAGGACUACGCAGGACUCGUUGGCUGCACGGCGUUGGCCUUUGUUCUAAACUUAAACACAUUAAACGCUGGAUUUGUCUACGAUGACAGGCGCGCCAUCUUGGGGAAUGCGGAUGUAACUGAAGCUGGAGCUGGGGCGCUGUUUCAGUUGCUGCAACAUGAUUAUUGGGGCACAUCGUUGCUGGAUAGCGGCUCCCAUGGCUCCUGGCGUCCACUGUGCGUGCUGAGCUUUCGUCUCGAUUACCAUUUGGGUCACGGUGAUGCCUUUACCUUCCAUUUGAUCAACCUGCUGCUGCAUUGCCUUGCCACCGUCCUGGUGCUACUUGUGGCACACACCCUGCUGCCCACACGUGCCGCAGCUCGUGUCGCCACCGCGCUCUUUGCCACCCAUUCCAUUCACAGCGAGGCCGUUGCGGGUCUCGUGGGACGUGCCGACCUGGUCGCCUGCAUCGGCUGCCUGCUCUCCUACUUGGCGUAUCAUCAUCACAUGCUCCACAGAAAUGCCAGCUCCUUGGCACUCACACUUCUCCUGGCUCUCCUCUCACUCCUCUCCAAGGAGACGGGCAUUGCGACUCUGGUGCUCUGUGGACUUAGCGAUGUGUUUCGUGGAGUGCAACAGAAAUAUGUGGAUGGAAGAAAGUAAUAAUUAUUUUUUGCUCUUAUUUUCCGUUCACAGCAUCGCCUUCACUCUCUGACUAUUCUGAGCAUUUCCCUGCUCUGUGCUCUCUACUAUCGCCUUUGUCUUGUGCCACGUCCCACUGUCAGCUUCUCAGCUGCGGACAAUCCGACGGCUCAUGAGUCCUGUUGGUGGACACGCACUCUGACAUUCCUGUACCUGCCAGCAAGGAACUUGCAGCUGCUGCUCUGGCCCCAUCAAUUGAGCUUUGACUGGGGCAUGGAGGCCAUACCACGGAUCAGAACACUAUGGGAUGUUCGCAAUCUGCUCAGCGGCGGUUUCUAUGCCACACUCUUGGCUCUGACCUGCAAGGGAAUUCGACUCUGUCGCACCUUCUCCAAUUCCAGCAUGGAUUAUGCGGCUGUUGCAAGUAUCUCGCUGCCGUUGCUGCAACAAUUGGGCGGCAACAGCUGUAGGGCGUGGCAUAAUCUCGUUUGUGCCUGCAAUCAUCAGCUUAAACAACAGUUAUCAGUUAGGAAAACAAACUUCAACAGGAUCAACUCCAACUCCAAUUCAGUCGCCUCGUCUUCUACUGAUUCUACACUUUUCAUAUCCAUUGCAUUUUUGGUUGUGCCUUUUCUUCCCGCCUGCAAUUUGUUCUUCUACGUGGGCUUUGUUUUUGCCGAGCGUUUACUUUAUUUGCCCAGCGUUGGAUACUGCCUGCUCCUUGGCCUCGGUUCGGCACUUGGCAAGCUCUGGCAGCGUCUUCCAGGUCCUAAUCAGCGGCUUUUACUGCUCUGCUGUCUUGGUGUAGUCUUGAGCACCUUCAGUCUGCGCACAGUUCAACGUAAUCGUGACUGGCAAAAUGAGGAACAUCUUUUCCGUAGCGCUAUCGCUAUUAAUCCACCCAAGGCUCUGGGCAAUUUGGGCAGUGUUCUGAGCUCCCAGGGUCGCUUUGAGGAGGCAAAGCAAGCUCUUGAGGCGGCCAUCUUGCAUCGUCCGAAUAUGGCAGAUGCUCACUAUAAUCUGGGCAUGGUGCAACAACAACAAGGUAACUACAGCGCCGCCCUUCCUUUCUACCGUCGUGCCAAAAAACUGCGACCACAGCUGGCAGUGGCAUAUCUCAAUCUUGCCACAUCACUGCUGGCUUGCAACAGCAGCCGGGGGCAUGAGCAAGCUGCUGCUGUGCUGCUGACGGGCGCCAGGUUGCAGGGGCGUGGCGUGCGCGAUCGCAACGCCCACGUGGCGGCACGACACAGUGCCUACCUGCAACUAUCUAUGCUGCACCACUCACGGGGCAAGUUGCAGCAGGCAGUGCAUGUGCUCCACGAGGCACUGUUCAUGCCACAAAGCGUUGCACAACGCGCUGAGCUGCAUCAGCGUCUGGCGGCGUUGCAUGUGGAGUUGCAACAAUGGACAGCUGCCGAGCAGCAGCAACAUUUGGUGUUGCAACUGCAACCAGAGAAUGGUGGCGCCUAUGUGAACUAUGGCCAAAUGCUGGCCAGGAAUUGUAGUCGUUAUAACGAGGCGGAAAUGUGGUUUAAACGCGCCCUAAAACUGUCGCCUUUGGAGGCCAGUGUGCAUCAUCAUUAUGCUGAUUUCCUGGAGCAACAGGAGCGUCCACAGGAGGCCCUUGGAUAUCGCCUGCGUGCCGCCUCCUUGGCACCGCAUAAUUAUGCUCUACACGCGGCCAUUGCGGAUGCACUGCGUCUGUUGCAUCGUCUGGCGGAGGCGGAGGUGUGGUAUCGUCAUGCGGCUGUGUUGCAUCCACAGGCAGCCCAUGCACACGCCAAUCUGGGUGCAAUACUGCAGCUGCGGGGCCAACGGGAACAGGCAGUUGAAUGCUAUCGCAAGGCCUUGCAACUGCAGCCGAGGUAUGCCACAAGUCUCGCCAACCUGGCCAAAAUGGGUGUCAGUAUUGAUGCCAAACCGUAGCAGCGUUUUAGAGAGUGCAACAAAAAUCUCAUGGGUAGCA